AUGCCAAUAAGACCAGAUCUCCAGCAGUUGGAAAAGUGCAUUGAUGAUGCUUUAAGAAAAAAUGAUUUCAAACCUUUAAAAACACUUUUACAAAUUGCUGUUUGUAAAGAUGUGAAGAUUAAAUGCAGCAAGCAGUUUUUCUUCAAAUUGGAUGACCUGAUAUGUAGGGAACUGGAAAAAAGGGACCUCCAAAAUGUUUCAGCCAUUUUGGUUUCUGUUGGAAGAUGUAGUAAAAAUAUUAGUAUACUGGGGCAAUCUGGACUUCUAACUAUGAUAAAACAAGGAUUAGUCCAAAAGAUGGUUUCCUGGUUUGAAAAAUUGAAAGAGAUUAUUCGAAAUCAAGGGAAUUCAAAAGAUGGAGCUCUUAUAAGUAUGAUAGAAGACUUCUUUGAUAUUUUGAUGCUUGUAAAUGAUGUCAGUGAUGAAGGUAAAAGACAAAUAGUGGAAAAUUUUACUCCACGAAUUUGUGCCCUGGUUAUUGACUCAAGAGUGAAUAUCUGCAUUCAGCAUGAGACUCUAAAAAGAAUGAAUACUAUUCUCGAAAAAAUACCUCAAGAUUCCAGAAAAGUACUGUCUAAUCAAGAAAUAUUAUCUCUCAUGAAUAGUAUGGGGGAAAGGAUUAUAGAUGCUGGAGAUUAUGAUUUACAAGUGUGCAUCAUAGAAUCUUUAUGUAGAAUGACUACAAAAAUACAAAGACAGGAGCUGGCAUAUGAGUGGUUUUCAAUGGAUUUUAUUGCUAAUGCAUUCAAAGGAAUUAAAGACUCUGAAUUUGAAACAGAUUGCAGGCUAUUUCUCAACCUUGUAAAUGGCAUGCUUGGAGACAAGAGAAGGGUCUUUACAUUCCCCUGUGUCUCAGCAUUUCUUGAUUCAUAUGAAUUACAAAUACCAUCAGAUGAAAAGCUGGAGGAAUUUUGGAUUGAUUUUAAUCUAGGAAGUCAGAGUCUCUCAUUCUACGUUGCUGGAGAUAAUGAUGAGCAUCAUUGGGAAGCAGUGGCUGUGCCUGAGGAAAUGGUGCUUUUGUACAGCAUUGAAGUGAGAGAAUCGAAGACGCUACUGACCAUAAUUCUGAAAAAUAUCAUAACAAUUAGUAAAAGAGAAGGGAAAGAAUUACUUUUGUAUUUUGAUGAGUCAUUAGAAAUCGCUAAUGUGACUAAAAAAAUUUUUGGUGCAAAUAAGUAUAGGGAAUUUACCAGAAAGCAAGGUAUUUCAGUUGCCAAAACAUCUGUGCAUAUACUUUUUGAUGCAAGUGGAUCCCAGAUUCUAGUACCAGAGAGUCAAGUUUCACCAAUUGAAGAAGAACCUACUAGUUUAAAAGAAAAACCUGGUCUCCCAACAGAACUUGCUAAACCUUCAAAUUAUAUUAAAAACGUUAAUCAGGAAGACAGGGAAACUAGUCAACUACAGGUAAUCACUCCUAGCAAAAGAAAAAUGUCCGAAGCAUCUAUGAUUGUUCCUAGCAGAGACAGAUACACUGUGAGAAGUCCACUUUUAUUAAUCAACACAUCAACACCACGAAGGAGGAGAACUAAACCACCCCUGCAAAUGAUGAGUUCCGCAGAGCAAGCUGGUGUUUCUAAAUCAUUAGAAAAUGGAGCAAAUAAUGCCAUGCCUCUUAAACCUAAACCAUCUGAAGAAAGGAGGAGAGACAAAAGUGCAGACAAACUUAUGAAAACUGCUAAAAUCGUAGAAAAGGAUAAUGAAUCCACAAACCAAAGUUUUAAUGAAUUCCAAGAUAAUGAUUCUGAUUCACAGGCAGUGGUAAAAAGAGAUAAAGCUGUAUUACCUUGUGAGUCAGAUAGUGUCUGUGAAGAUAAAGCACACUCCAAGUUGGCGUGCUGGACACCAGUAGAAAAUAUUCAAGUUCAUUCUAAGAAAAGAGCCAAGAUUUCCUCAGAAGACAUACAGAGUCAAGAUCAUGUUAUCCACAAAAAUAUGACCAAACAAAAACCAUCCUCCUCAAUAUCUGGUGAUAAUUCUGAAGAAAUAGGAAGAAUGCAAAGUACUAAAGAAAUAGUGACAAGUAAUACAGUAGAUAAACUCGAGGUAGAGAUGUGUGGAAGAAGCAAUCAGCAGCACCUAAAUCACCAUAAAAACCUAGAGGAGAAAAGUACUGAACACGUCAAACAGAGAGAUUGGCAUAUAGAAUCUCAAACUACCUUUAAAUCUGUGCUCUUAAAUAAGAGAGUUGAAGAAUCCCUGAUAUAUCGGAAGAAAUACAUAUUAUCAAAAGAUCUGAAUACUACAGUUUGCGACAAAACCUCUUCUGGAAAAAAUCUGAGAAGCCAUAGAAAAUCAGAGAAAAGACAGACCUCUGAACUUAAUUCCUGUGAUUUGAAGCAAAAAAAUAUGAAAGAAAAUUCGAAAGGGAGACAAUUUUCUGAUGCAGCAGAAUCUUUGAUAAAUCAAAUUAAUAGGCGAUACAAAGCAAAGGAGGAUAUCAAGUCUACUGGACAAUUAAAGGAGUCUGUGAUUGACAAUGAGUUUUCAAGCAGAUGUGAUCUACAGCUUAGUAAGGAAAAGGUCCAGAAAAAAAGCUUUAGACAGUUGAAGACUACUCUUGUUAAUGUUACCUCCAAAUGCCCAUUGACUGAUAUUUACAAUUUUAAUUUGAAUGGAGCUGAUGAACCUACUAUAAAACUUGGAGUCCAAGAAUUUCAGGCUACAAAUAGAGAAACCUGUGUGGACAAUUCAGGAAAAUUGGUAGAUGUAAGGAAUCGGGAUAAACUUGAAUCUCCUCUCAAAACAAAAGAUAAAAGUAUAAUAACAAAUUACAAAAAGAAGCAUCUUUUUAGUGAUGAUGAAACAGAAUACAGAGAUGAUGACAGCAGGACUGAUAUCAGCUGGUUAAGAGCACCAAAGUCAAAACCACAGCUCAUAGACUACAGCAGAAAUAAAAACGUAAAGAGGCACCAAAGUGGGAAACCAAGGUCAUCCAUGGAAAGAGGACAACCAGGAUAUAAAGUGAUACCCAGCAAAACCACCACCAGAAAGGUAAAUGAGAUAGUUCCAGAUGGACGAACCCGACUCCCACGAAAAGCAGCAGAAACAAAAAAAAAUUAUAAAGAUCUCUCAAAUUCAGAAUCAGAGAGUGAACUCGAAUUUUCACAGCCAUUUAAAGAAAAACUUCUAGAAAAGGAGGAAAAUAUACAUUCCAGAAGUAAAUGUAUAAGUCUACCAAGGAAACCUCAAGAUGCGCUCUCUGCUGAAAUACCAAAGGAGUUGCAGAAAGAGCAGGAACACUCUCCACCACAAGGAACAGGAGGAUAUACUGGUCCUGAUGCCUCCCCUGUGUCUUCACCUGGGACUCUAUCAUCUAUAGAAGUGAUGAGAGGAAUAGAGAAAACAGCAAGAGAUUUUACACAGGAUUUUGACUGUAUAACAAAAUCUACGUCACCUUCCCUCCAAAAUUCAUCUCUGGAGUCAUUAAAUAGUAAAAAUGGAGAUGAAAGUUCAAGAGAGUCCUCUCAAAGCAAAGAGAAACAUUUACUGUGUCGAAGAGAAAGGUGCUCACCAGUUCAAUAUCCACUUUUUCUGUCUACCAGCACUGCAGUAACUGGGAAUACUUCUGUGACUAGAAAAGAUACACAUUCUGUGACACUUACACAGGAAAUACAAAAUUGCAGCACUUAUUCAGAUGUAAGCAGCUUUAAUUCAGAAAAACAGGUAGUAGAAAAUGAACUCCCAGAUACCAGUGAAAGUUUUUCAGAAAGGAAAGAGGAAAACCAUUUAACAUCUUCAUCACCCACGUCAAGUGAAAGACAACAGAAAUUAUGGUAUAACAUGUCAUGGGACACUGCUCAUGUAUCAGGCCCCACUCAACAUCCUACUCACAAGCGAAUGUAUUUCGAAGACAAUCUAAAGAUUUCUGAAGAAGUAGAAAUGGAAGAGGAAGAUGAAGGGAGGGCAACUUUGCUUCCCACAAAACUGUCUAAAUUUGAAGCCACAGCUCAUCACACUUUUAAGACGUAUCAGCUUUAUAUUCCUGAGAACAGCUGGGAAUUUGAAUAUUCAAGUGUAGGAGUGAUUAAUGACAAACUUAAGAAAAAAAUCCAGACCAACCACAGAAGGAUGGAUUCUUUUACUCAGAAGUCUUGGAAAACAGCUCAACAACAUAUCAUAGCAAUGAACCAUCAAAUUCAUGAGCAUAGGAAUGAAAAACUUGAAAAAUUCCAGUUCAGCCUUAUACAGGAACUAGAGAAUUUUGAGAGAGAGUCACAAUCUUUAAAAAAUUUAGAGAAAGAAAUAAUGGAAUUUGGGGAAAAAAUAUGUAAGAAGUUGAGUGUCCUUCAGAAGAGUGAAAAACAGAGGCUUCAACUUCUGAGGGCCUCAUAUGAGAAAAAUGUCAAGCACAACAAGGAGAAUGAAGAAGAUAUUUUUACGUCUGAGAUGUGCUUGAUGAGAGAAAAGAUGAAAAGGCUACAGGACCAGAUGCUUAAGGAAAUGCAAGAGGAGGAGUUGCUUCAUGUUCGCAGAGGACUGGUCUCCCUAAUUAUGCCCAAUGACCAAGAUGCUAACAUCUGA
Messenger RNA from Elephantulus edwardii (Cape elephant shrew), 4521 nucleotides. It is a transcript of the gene SYCP2, whose product is annotated as synaptonemal complex protein 2. The record is from RefSeq and is a predicted model, not a curated record. The coding region runs from base 1 to 4521 and encodes 1506 amino acids. The transcript is spliced from 44 exons. NCBI's taxonomy places the organism in Eukaryota, Metazoa, Chordata, Mammalia, Macroscelidea, Macroscelididae.